AUGAUGUAGAAACUCUGCUGGAUGGAAAUGCUGACCACUGCUACUCAGCAAAUCUGCAUCACCGUGGCCAUCCUCCCACCUCCGCCCACACAGAGGAACAGGUGUGGUGAUGAAGGAGCAGCUGGAAGAGCAGAGGUUUCAUCUUAAGACCUGCUGAAGACAAAUAAAACUGAUCGCAUCACUCUGACCUCCUUUAAAUAAAACUUAUUUUCACCUCAAGGUGGUUAUAUCUGAUUGAUUUUCAAGAUCUUGUCUUCAGUUAUUUGUACACCAUUUGUUAAGUGUUAAAAACAAAAUUAAUUUCUUGGCUGAUGAACAUUUUUGCCUUCUUUAAUGUAAUUUAUUUUGUCUUUUUGUAUGAAAAGCAUGGGCUGUAGGUUGUGGCAGAAAUAAACCAAAACAUUUUACAUAAA
Molecule: messenger RNA, 413 nt
Organism: Austrofundulus limnaeus
Lineage: Eukaryota; Metazoa; Chordata; Actinopteri; Cyprinodontiformes; Rivulidae
Source: RefSeq, a predicted model, not a curated record